ACAUCAUAUGUCGUAGCCAUUGGUCAGUCGAUGACACAGUCAACGUUGGUUGCUGCGUCGCCUCGCUCCGCAGCAGGGCGACGGAUAACGAUUUGGAACCAGGCCCAUGGUCACACGGUGCGCGUAUCUUGUUUUCAGAAAAAAGCCGAAGUCACCCCAGAUUGCAAAAUACUCCCAACUUCGCUUCGAAUGAACGAUAAUUUAACAAGUCUGACCUUGUACAUCGCACACGAAGAAGGCUAACUUAUAUGACGAUAUUCCCUCAUAAGCCCUCUUCUCAGACUCUCUGGCAAUGACUGUGCAGAUAGGGGUGGCGUGUCUGGCUCUGCUAGGCCUGACCUCAGCCCUGAUUUGUCCCGAUGGUGGGAUGUGUGCAGAGGGGAACACCUGCUGCAAGACACCCAGCGGUGGAUAUGGCUGCUGUCCACUACCGAAUGCGGAGUGCUGCUCGGACCACCUGCAUUGCUGUUAUGAGGGGACAGUGUGUGAUUUAGUGCACUCCAAGUGCCUUAAUAAAACCGUCUCUCUGCCGUGGGUCAGAAGAGUUCCUGCCAAACGCCUAAUCGGCCCCCUGAUGCUGGAGGGAGUGAAGGCAGUCAUCUGUCCCGACGGCGAGGCCGAGUGUCCAGACGACACUACCUGCUGUGAACUCCCAGGCGGUACCUGGGGCUGCUGUCCCCUGGCUAAGGCGGUGUGCUGUGAGGACAAGAUGCACUGCUGUCCAGAGAGCACCAAAUGUGACCUAGCCCACUCCAAGUGUGUGUCGCCCACCCUGGACACGUUCCCAAUGAGGGAGAAAGUACCUGCAAGAAAGAGUCAGUCAGUAGCUGUGGUUGGACGAGCAGUGACCUGCCCAGGUGGUAAGAGCUUGUGCCCAGACGGAACCACAUGUUGCCUGCUGGCCAGUGGAGACUUCGGCUGCUGCCCCUACCCUGAGGCUGUGUGCUGUUUUGACAAACUCCACUGUUGCCCUGGCAACACAACCUGUGACCUGGAGCAUGAGAUGUGCACUUCCCCCAAUACACAGACUCCAUUGGCCAAGAAGAUCCCUGCAAUCCCCAACGAUGUCAAUGCUGUGCCCUGCAACGACUCUGUGGCUUGUGCUGAUGGGAGUACGUGCUGUAAAUCACUAGAUGGAGAAUGGGUCUGCUGCCCCCUGCCCAAGGCUGUGUGUUGUGAUGACCAUCUCCACUGCUGCCCCCACGGGACCAUCUGUAACCUGGCAGAGAGUACGUGUGAUGACCCCUCCUCGGGCUCUGCCCUGGUUCCCAUGCUGGACAAGGUGCCCGCCUUCAGCUACGUGUCGGAGGAGAAGCCGCUGCCCAACACCAAAUGUGACGAGUCCACAUCGUGUCCAGGCCAAUCCACGUGCUGCGAGACCACCACGGGAAACUGGGCCUGCUGCCCCCUGCCCAAUGCGAUGUGUUGCAACGACCACCUCCACUGCUGCCCCCACGGCACCGUGUGUAACCUGGAGGCCAGUACCUGCCAUCGUUCUUCUCCUCCCCAGGCGGUGUGCUGUGCCGACGGAGACCACUGCUGCCCCAGCGGCUACAGCUGUGACGACCAAAAGACCUGCUGCACUAAGGGCCUGACCAUCCCCUGGUACCGCAAGGAGAAGGCCCUGACUGUGGGAGCCAUGUUGAAAGACGUCAAGUGUGACAACAAGAGCAGCUGUGCCUCUGGGACCACCUGCUGCAAGCUGCCCACAGAAGAAUGGGGCUGCUGUCCUCUGGUCAAGGCUGUUUGCUGUACAGACCACGAGCACUGCUGCCCACAGGGCUACAGCUGCAACAUGCAGACUGGGACCUGUGAGAAACCGGUAGAGGGUGUUCUCCCCCAUACGAUUCCCCAGACAAAGGUGGCAGAGUCCCAGCAGAGAGCAGUGGAGACGGGGAUAGAUGUGAAGUGUGACGGUGCUGGAGAGUACAGCUGUCCCAAACUGCAGACAUGCUGCAAGACCUCCCCCACAGAAUGGUCCUGCUGCCCCGAACCAAAGGCAGUAUGCUGCGCAGACGCCAAGCACUGCUGCCCCAUGGGAUACACAUGCAACCUAGGGCAGGGAGGCUGCUCCCAGCAGGCUGAGUUGACCUGGGAUAUUUUCUUCACUCGCAACAAAAAGAGAGACUUUGUUCCUUUUGGACUCUGAGCCAAUCAGGAGCAGCACUGAUCUGAUGUUCCUCCCUCCAGCAUACUUACCUACCUGCAGAACAUGCCAUAGGAGGAACACGACCUUAUGGACAAGGGACUGAAGAUUUUGUAUUUUUCUAUCCAUCUUCUUUUCUUUCUUUUUUUACCUGAUUUUUAUUUGGUUUUCAAUUGGGGUAGAACCAGGAAAUAGAAAUGUUUGAAAAUUCAGCAUCUCCACCCAAUGUCCAUCCAGAAGUGUUUUUAUUUUUGUUAUGCAGCUAGCUUCUCCGUUUAUCCUUAAUGUCUUUUAGAUUUACGUUUAGUUACUACUGCCCCAGAUCAUGCCAUUUUCUCUAUGCAUAUGAGAAACAUGAAUGUAUUAUAGCCUCUUGUUGGAACUAUCACUCUCCAGAAUAAGCCUGCUUUGAGACGCAUCAAAAUUUAAUUUGUAUACCAAACUCUUUUAAGAACACAGUUACAUAGUAUAAGUAUAGUAUAGUAUAAGGAAGCUGAUUUUCAUGUUUCGUUGAUGCAGGGCACAACCUAGCAUUACUAAGUGACUGUUAGUUUAUCGCCUGGAAGUACUUAUAUAGCCAUUGAUCAGCCGACAGUGUUAAUGUCAUUUUUUUUAAAUUCGCGAUUUUAUGUAUGUUUUGGCUGCUGGUUCUUUACUUUCUGUGAAGUGAGGAUCGAGAUGGAUGGUCCAACCUCUGACAGUUUUCUGUCAUUUUAAAAUUAGAAUGCUGUCACUCAAACCCGUCAAGUCAUAGACAUUUUCUUAAAUGUGUAAUUUCCAUCGAUCGAUCUAUAUACAUCUUUAUAAUCAUAUUGUUGGAAUACAUUACAAUCAGUUGCAUACAAUGUAUUUAAAGCAAAAAAUGACUGAUUAAAAAGUGAUCUUGAUGUCAUAAUACUUAUUGUUGAUCACUAUUGUGAUCAAUACAAAUGAUCAUAAAUCACUUUAUUUAAACAGGAUUGUGCCCAUAGAGAUCUUCUUAAAUUAUUCUAAUUCCUAAUUCUAUGGUUGUGCCUUUUUUGAUUUUCAGUUACUGUUACUGGUAAACCCCAGUUAAAUGAUUUCCUCAUGAAAUUUGUGGUGCUUUUACAAAAGUGAUAGACGUCCCUAUUUCAUAGUACGUCUAGUUCAUAGGAAUUAUGUAUGAUUGUUUUGCACAAUGUUAGUUGAUAUCAAAAUGUACACAAAUCUACACCAAACAUUCUGUUCUUAUUUCUUUUUAAUAAAAAAAAGAAAUUUCUUCUAAAAGACAUUGAAGAGAGGGUGAAUUUACAUCACUGAUAAGUGUAUGCAAACUGAGGUGAAAUAUCUUUAAUAUAUUUCAUUGUUUUCGUUUGAAAAACAACCAUUUUGGGUGUAUUUGUGGCAUUGUAGGGCGGUGCACAUUUGGCCCAGCGUCGUCCGGGUUUGGCCGGUGUAGGCCGUCAUUGUAAAUAAAAAUUUGUUCUUAACUGA
Messenger RNA from Oncorhynchus mykiss (rainbow trout), 3601 nucleotides. The record is from RefSeq and is a predicted model, not a curated record. NCBI's taxonomy places the organism in Eukaryota, Metazoa, Chordata, Actinopteri, Salmoniformes, Salmonidae.